Molecule: messenger RNA, 2564 nt
Organism: Nerophis lumbriciformis (worm pipefish)
Lineage: Eukaryota; Metazoa; Chordata; Actinopteri; Syngnathiformes; Syngnathidae
Source: RefSeq, a predicted model, not a curated record
CAUUGCAAUAAAUCCAGGUUUGUUAUCAGAGACCAUUGUCAAGUGCUGUUAAAGAUAACAGGUCGCUAGAAUGAUAUAAGAUAUAAAUACUAAUACAGACCAAAUCUGCUUCUCUUUAUAUAUAACAGUGACUUGCUAAAGUGUUGAGAAAAGGAAUUUUAGGAAACACGCUUUGUGCUCUGUUUGUUAACUAUGACCCUCAUGAAGCGAACAGGAAAUACAGAAGGAGAAGAAACAAGUGACAGAACACUUGCCCUGACUGUGUGCUCAGCUGCCAUUGGAGGCACCUUCCAGUAUGGAUACAAUAUUUCCAUUAUCAACGCUCCAACCAGCUACAUCCAGACUUUCAUCAAUGAUACAUACUCAUCACGCUGGGGUACAGGCUUGGAAGCUCCCCAUGUGACUCUGGUGUGGACUCUUAUCGUAUCUGCUUUCCCGCUGGGAGGUCUGCUCGGGGCCCUGCUGGCUGGCCCAAUGGCUGUCCACUUUGGGCGGAAGAAGUCUCUGCUUUUGAACAACUCAUUUUUGUUCGUAGGUGCGGCUUUGGUUCUUCUGUGCAGGGUUGCACGAUCAUUUGAGAUGAUCAUCUUCGCUCGGUUCCUCGUGGGGAUUAAUUCAGGUGUCAGUAUGAAUGUCCAGCCUAUGUACUUUGGGGAAAGCGCUCCUAAACACCUACGAGGAGCUGUGGCUUUUUCCUCUGCUGUUUUCACUGCUUUUGGGAUUUUCAUGGGUCAAAUUGUGGGACUGACUGAGGUGUUGGGCACACAGCUUCUCUGGCCCUACUUACUCGCCAGCAACAUGCUUCCAGGCGUGAUCCAGAUGCUUACACUACCCUGGUUUCCCGAAAGCCCCAGAUAUCUGCUCAUUGACCGCGGUGACAGGGAAGCAUGCAUCCAAGCCCUUGAAAGACUCCGUGGUGGCGUGGCUCCAGUUUUAGAACUACAGGAAAUGCUUGAAGAAUGUCAGAGGCAAUCAAACGCUGGAUCUGCCUCUUCUGUUAAGACACCUUGUUCCCUUUUUAAAGAUCGUGACCUGCGAUCCCAACUUAGAACGGUCAUGAUGGCCAGUAGUGCCAUGAUGCUUUGUGGCAAUGACUCCAUCUACUUCUAUGCAUCUUACAUCUUCUUUGAGGCAGGCAUUCCUGCAGAUAAAAUCCAGUAUAUAACCAUUGGAACAGGAGCCUCUGAACUGACUGCAUCGAUACUGAGCAACCUCCUAAUUGAGCGAGUGGGCCGGAAGGGUCUUCUUGUAGGAGGCUACACUCUUAUGUCAUGCUGGACUGUAGUCUUCACAAUAGCCCUCACACUCCAAAGACAAGGAGUGAAUGGGAUGUCCUACCUCAGCAUGGUGUGCAUUUUCUCCUACAUCCUUAGCUUCGGUUUAGGUCCUGCAGGUGUGACCGGUAUUCUACCAGCAGAGAUCUUUGACCAGUCGGCCAGACCUGCAGCGUACAUGGUCGCCGGAUCGCUAAUGUGGCUCAGUCUGUUCCUAGUGGGAAUGUUGUUUCCCUUCAUCGUAAGCAAUCUGGGGAGCCUUUGCUUCUUGCCAUUUUUGAUUGUGUGUUUAGUGUCAGCUGUGUUUCUGGGGUUUACGUUCCCAGAGACAAAAGGCAAGAGCCUGCAGGAGAUUACGGCAGAGUUUGAUAGAAAGAAUGGACGGAAAGAGGUUCACAAUGAGAUGGGUGAGACCAGCUCCUCUACCUUAGCAGCAGAUCUUGACAAUAAGAACAGUCUCUGAAAUCAGGGUAAUUUCUGUACUCUUAUUGAAGCGAUGUCUAGUUUCUCAAAGUCUAUGCAUAUAAGUGUUUGCUGCAUUUCAACCAAACUUAGUUUUGUGACCUAUAGUAUAUAUUUAUAUAGAAGUGAAAUACUAUAGUUUCACCUGACUGAUGCACCCACAACGUGAAAUUACAUUUACUUGAAAUAUUAAAGAAGCUUCAAUUGCAUGUUUUAAAUUAUUGUUCACUAAAUAUGUAAACCCCUGUACUGUAUGAUGUUUUACCACAGUAUAAGCAGAGUACGUAUAUAUACAGAGACUGUAUAUUCUUAGCACCUUUGAAAGUGUUCACUUUCAGUUUUUUGCUAUAUUUUUCUGUUCAAUGUUAUCCAUGAUUCAAUUUUGUGAAUUUAAACUACAUUAAUCAUGCUAUGUGCACCUAGAACGUGAUUCAAUGACUAUCUCUGGAUUUUUACCAACAAUCGUACCAGAUUACUAUUUAAUUUCAUGGAUGCAGGUUUGAAAAAUAGCCACCAGAUGUCUCUGUUGUAUUGCCUUUUUCUUGUAAUCACUUUCUCAAACACACUAUUCCCAAUACAAUUCAAUAGAUGCUGGCUGUUAAGGCACUUUCUGGACAUUUCAUGUGUAAUUUAUGAAAAGGGACAAAAUAUUCUCAAGGAUUUAAAAAUGUUUUUGUUAUUCAACGUGUAGAAACAUAUUGCAAUUCAUAUUCUUGUAAUUUAUUUGUUCAUGCAUGACGCAUGUCUCUCCAAAGAAUGUAUGUACCGAUUGCGAAUACUUGUUAAAUAGGGUUUGUGUUCCAGGAUGAUAAAGCUAUAUUUAUUUUU